AUGCCGGCUGUUCCGUCUGUAUCGAGGCAGCAAGCCGUCGAGGCGAUCGAGCAGCAGUUUACGCUCGACAAGCCGUUGCUCGAAUCGCUUAUCGCCCGCUUCCAGGAGCUCUACGACUACGGCCUCGCUAACCACGGUGCCGAAAUGCAGAUGCUCCCCUCGUUCGUCACCGGUGUGCCCACUGGCUCGGAAAAGGGCACCUAUCUCGCACUCGACUUGGGAGGAACCAACCUGCGAGUCUGCGAGGUGGCUCUCGACGGAAAGGGCACUUUCGCCAUCAAGCAGGAGAAGUACAAGGUGUCCGACGAGCUCAAGCAGGGUCCCGUUCGCGAUCUCUUCGACUACAUGGCUACCAGCGUGGACACCUUCCUCACCGACUUUGGCACUACCUCGGUCGAAGAUGUGCUUCAUCUCGGCUUUACAUUCAGCUUCCCCGUCGAGCAGUCGGCGAUCGACCGCGGCCACCUCAUCCACUGGACCAAAGGCUUCAACUGCCCCGACGCUCCCGGCAAGGAUGUCGUCCGACUACUGCAGGACGCGCUCGACCGCAAGCACAUCAAGGUCAAGUGCAGCGCUCUCGUCAACGACACCGUCGGUGCCCUGCUUGCGCACGCCUAUGCUUCCAACGGUGCGCUCAUGGGUUGCAUCUUCGGAACGGGCACCAACGGAGCUUAUCUCGAAGACAUCUCGAAAAUCAAAAAGCUCAAGAUCGCAGAAGGCUCCAUCACCCACAUGGUCAUCAACACCGAAUGGGGUGGAUUCGACGACGAGCGCAAAGCGCUGCCCGUCACCAUCUUUGACAACCAGGUCGACAGGGAAUCCAUCCGUCCAAGGAACCACAUCUUUGAGAAAAUGAUCAGCGGCAUGUACCUCGGCGAGGUGGCGCGCUGUAUUUUGCUGCAUCUCAUCGACCAGCUCGUGCUCUUCCAGGGCUUCUCGUCCAAGCUGCUCAAUACGCAAUACGCUUUCGAUACCGCAUACAUGUCGGCCAUCGAGGCAGACGAGGAGGACGCUGCGUCGCCAUCAAGCCCUACGCGCAAGGUGCUCGUGCAGACGCUCAAGAUCAAGGACGAGCACGUUUCCACCGAGGACAUCGAAACGGUGCGCACCGUUUGCAAGGUCGUCGGCACACGCGCAGCAAGGUUGAGCGCUGUUGCCAUCGCUGCUACCAUGGUGCAGACCGAUAAUGUCAAGAGUGCUGGGCCCAACGACGCCGGCGUCAAGGUCGGCAUGGACGGAAGCGUCAUCGAAUACUAUCCAUACUUUGAGGAACGCAUGCGAGGAGCUCUACGCGAUUUGAUCGGUGAAGAGGGAGAGAAGCGCGUCAAGAUCGGGCUCGCCAAGGACGGAAGUGGUGUAGGAGCUGCAUUGGGCGCGCUUCAAGCCGCCAAACAGGCCGCGAGCGGUCACCGUGUCGAGACCUGA
Molecule: messenger RNA, 1425 nt
Organism: Sporisorium graminicola
Lineage: Eukaryota; Fungi; Basidiomycota; Ustilaginomycetes; Ustilaginales; Ustilaginaceae
Exons: 4
Coding region: 1-1425 (474 amino acids)
Biological process (GO): glucose 6-phosphate metabolic process; glycolytic process; intracellular glucose homeostasis
Cellular component (GO): mitochondrion; cytosol
Molecular function (GO): glucokinase activity; D-glucose binding; mannokinase activity
Source: RefSeq, a predicted model, not a curated record